AUGUCAACAUCACCAUCAUCAACAUCACCAUCUACAGACACCGCAGCAGCAGCAGCUGCUGCCAACCCACUGGCCGGAGGAUGUCCAGUGGCCCAUGAUAUCAACCCAACCAACAACAUGUACAGACCUAAUCAAAAACCACAUCCAGAGCAGAAGCUACCCUUGGGCACAGAUCGUAUUAAAUCAUCGAUACCAAGAACUGAGAAGGAUAACUGGGAGUACCCAUCACAACAGAUGUUCUUCAAUGCGAUGAAGAGAAAGAACUACCAACCAGAUGAACAAGACAUGCAGGUAGUCAUCGCCAUUCAUAAUACAGUCAAUGAGAAAUGUUGGGAUCAUGUUCUAGAAUGGGAGAAGGAGUUCAAAGAUGAAUGCCCAAACCCAAAGUUGAUCAAGUUCAGAGGCAGAGCACAGGACUUUAGUCCAAAGGCUAGAUUGUUGAACUUUGUUGGAUACAAGCUGCCGUUUGAUCGUCAUGAUUGGACAGUGGAUCGCAAUGGCAAACAGGUGCGAUACAUCAUUGACUUUUACGAGGGCAAGUUGGACAAGGAGACCAACAAGUCGGUUGGCAUCUAUCUCGAUGUCAGACCUGCCAUUGAUGAUGUCCAGAGUCUGAAAUCAAGAUUAAUGAAUCUAUUCAAUUAA
This is a messenger RNA of Acytostelium subglobosum LB1, 645 nucleotides long. RefSeq lists its product as hypothetical. Bases 1 to 645 code for a protein of 214 amino acids. Lineage: Eukaryota; Evosea; Eumycetozoa; Acytosteliales; Acytosteliaceae. Gene Ontology annotation, biological process: cytochrome c-heme linkage. Gene Ontology annotation, molecular function: holocytochrome-c synthase activity. Gene Ontology annotation, cellular component: mitochondrion. The record is from RefSeq and is a predicted model, not a curated record. The transcript has 3 exons.